Molecule: messenger RNA, 1796 nt
Organism: Oncorhynchus keta (chum salmon)
Lineage: Eukaryota; Metazoa; Chordata; Actinopteri; Salmoniformes; Salmonidae
Exons: 3
Coding region: 225-1082 (285 amino acids)
Cellular component (GO): membrane
Source: RefSeq, a predicted model, not a curated record
UCGAGGGCGUCUUUCACACCUCUCUUCUCAUAGGCAUUUCUCAUUUCUGAAACUGGUCACACAUACGGCUGAGCUUUUUGAAUCUCUGCCUGGAUUCCCUCGUGUUAGGAAGUACCACACACAGACUGGUCAACUCCAUCAAGAUCUCAGACUGCUGAUCAAAUGGCAUCAGACAGUAUGGAAACUGACACUCACAUGAAACCACAAAGGAACUCAAUGUAAAUAUGAAUGGCUCCCAGGUCUGCCUCUUGCUGUACUGUGUGGUACUCAUGGGAACAUCAGUACUUGCUAAUGACGGUAAAAUGAAAAAUGAAACUGAAAAGGGAGCUGGGGCUAACCAUAACGCAACCAUGGGACCUUCUGAAACUACACAUUUAACACAAUUUAACAGUUCAACACAUUUUCAGUCAGAAUCAACAACACCAGCUACCCUCAACACCAGAGAAACAUCUGGAACCAAUAGCCCAGUGAACACCAACAACACACCAUCCAGAGCCAACACCAAACCUAGUGCCUACCCUCCACUUAAGGCCCAAACCAGCCCCACGUUCAGCCCCUGCCGCAGCUCUGACUUUCUGUUGGAUAAGAAGGAGGCCACCAUCCUGCUGAUUGUGACAGGUGCCCUGGUGGUCCUGUGUGCCAUCCUGCUAGUCUCCACAGUGGUGCUGUCAUGCCAUGUGUGCUGCCUGAAGCGCCAGCCCCGCAUCAGCAGCCGCCCUACCCGCAGCAACAUAGACCUGGUGAGUGGUACUGGGUACUGGGGCACUGGCCAGAGGACCAAGGAGAGGCCUGACUCUGAGCCCGGUGAGACCAGCCUGAUGAUGGCAGAGCUCAGACAGACCCAGGAGGGGGAGAACGGCAAGACAGACAAGGGGCAAGAAGAAAAUAAGAUGGCGAAAGAUACACCCAAGAAGGAAAAGAAGGAAGCCACGGAAAAUGGGGUGGCAGCAGCUGCAAACCCGAGCCAGGGGAGCCCAGUCCCUACCACCACCAAACAGCCUGCAGAGCCCUCUGACCCCACAGCCACAGCAGUCUCUCCCCAAUCACAAGCCUCUAGCGAUGUUGUUGUGGUGGUGGGGUGAGGGCUCUCACAUGGUGACCUCCUCCUCUGACCUUGGACCAGAAACAAGCUCAAACCACUGGUCACUGUCCUCAGAUGAUGGGAACAGCACAGUUUUAUACGACAGCUUCUAUUGGCAUGCUGUAAAGAGAUUUGCUUUUGCACUGAGUGUUUGCUUAGAGUGAUUGUGUGGUUUUGUAUUUUAUGCUCGCAUUCUCAUUCAAAACUUGAAAUAAUGAAAUAAUUACCAUUAUGACCAUGUCUAUACCAAUUAAUGUACCACAAGAAGUUAAAUAUCAUGUGAAUGUUUAAUAUUUGUAUGAAUUUGUAUUUGUGUAACAAAAAUAGUUAUAAGUUAAAAUGUAUAGCCAUCAUCAGUGUCACUGAUAAGAGGAAAUGACUCCUGUUUGGUCUAGUGGUUGUAUCACAGCUUGCUUGUUGUCACAAUUCAUCUGCCAUUUCCCUCACUUCUCCAUUUUUAGACAUUCUAAAUUCUGCAAAAUGACAAAACAGAACCAACCAGCACUAAACUGUAGUAUCAGCUUAAGUAGACCAUUUAAAGGAACUGUUUAAGCCACAAACCUCUUCCAGAAACACUCCCACAAUGUUUUCCUACAAGUCAACAUCACUUCCUUGGUGUUUUCGAAACAGUAAAGAAGAGUUCAAAUGUUUCUGCUCUAGCUUUAUCUGCCCUUCCGUUUCCAAGCCUUUGAAACAAUAAAGAAUUAGGACACUU